UGUGUGUUUGUUGUGAUGAUGUCACUGGUUAUUUUUACACACUCGCGCUAUUAUUAUCGGGUCACUCCUCGUGUCGUCACGGCUGAGUGUGUCUGGCUCAGGUCUCAGGUUGAGCUCGAGACUAUAUAAACACGAGAGACUCGCGGAUCACACACACACUCUCUCUCUCACACACACACACUCAGCGGUCAGAGGUGAGGCAAGCUCUACAACCGCUCAACUAACUCUAACUCUAUUUAUACUAACACUGACCUGUCAUCGGGUUUGCAUGUAAUAGAUGUUUUCUUCAACAUCAAUGAAUGAACGAGAAACCUUUUUCCUCUUUUUCACAUGGGCUUUUUGCUCCAGAUCUCAGUGAGGAUGAGCGUCGCGAGCGUCAGACGGAGCCAACGCGCGUCUAAACGCUUCAGGUCCACUAAAGGAGCGUCUAAAGCGCGUCGGGAUCUGAUCAACGCUGAGAUCCGGAGCCUUCGGGAGCUUCUUCCCAUCGGAUCCAAGGAUCAUGAGCGUCUGUCGUACCUGCACUCCAUGGCCCUCAUCUGCACCUUCAUCAGGAAGAGUGUUCUGCUCACAGGUGCUGGUCCAGGUGUUGAGGACAUCAGUGGAGUGUCUGCUCUGAGCGAGAGCUUUCUUCAAGCCUUGCCUGGAUUUAUCGUUGCGUUGACCGAAGAGGGGAAACUGCUCUAUGUGUCGGAGAACGUGGAAGAACAUCUCGGCCUGUCGAUGGUGGACGUGCUUCAGGGAGACUCGUUCUAUGAUAUGAUGGACAGUCGAGAUGCAGAAGCGCUGAAGCUGGUUCUGAGAGAUCCGGACGACUCCACAGAGAGGAGUCUGGUGUGUCGAAUGCGCUCCUCCAAGGCCUUCCGGCUCCGGCACGGCUGCGGCUCGACGCUGGUGAAGGGACGGUUCCUGAACUCCUGUGUGUUCGUGGCUCUCUGUUCGCCCACCGCCGACAGACUGCAGGAUCUCCACACACUCCACACACUCCACACACUCCACCGGCCUGACAUGAGCCUCGCUCACGCCCCCUACAGUGUCGUCUUCCACCUGGGUUUCUCAGCGGAGGAGCUGAUUGGUCGAUCGUGGUACGGCCUCCUGCACCCUGAUGACAUCACGCUCGCCGCCCGCUGCCACACGACACUCCUGCGAGAGGAAGGCGACACACACACACAGAUGCUGGUCCGACUGCAGCACAGGGAUCUGUCCUGGGUCUGGAUCUACGCUUGUGCAACUAUAGGAGCAGCCAAAGAGUCGAUCUCCUGCACGAGCCACGUCAUCAGUGAAAUGGAGGCCGUCUAUCUCAAACACAAGCUGUACGGCAGCACUCCGGUGUCUCCGGGUCCGACGGCAGGAGAGAUGCGGAUCAAGACCGGGAGCAGCUCGGAGACCGGCUUCUUCCCCACGCCGCCCUACAGCCCCACUUCCUGCCACUCCUCCGACUUCCUGUCUGACGACUUCAGUGCUCUGGAGCAGCUGGUGAGCGACUCGCGCUUCUGCCCGCCAGCGUUCGCUGCGUCUCAUCCGUACAGCGCCACCGCUCCUGCUGUGUGUGUGCCGGACUCUCACCUGGUGCCUGUGUGUGUGCCGGACUCUCACCGAGUGCCCGUGUGUGUGCCGGACUCUCACCGAGUGCCCGUGUGUGUGCCGGACUCUCACCGAGUGCCCGUGUGUGUGCCGGACUCUCACCGAGUGCCCGUGUGUGUGCCAGACUCUCACCGGGUGCCCGUGUGUGUGCCAGACUCUCACCGGGUGCCCGUGUGUGUGCCGGACUCUCACCGAGUGCCCGUGUGUGUGCCGAACUCUCACCGGGUGCCCGUGUGUGUGCCGGACUCUCACCGAGUGCCCGUGUGUGUGCCGGACUCUCACCGAGUGCCCGUGUGUGUACCAGACUCUCACCGGGUGCCCGUGUGUGUACCGGUGCUGGACACGAGCGAGAUCCCGGAGCACUUCCUGUUCGGGCCGGAUCUGACGCCGGAGCCCUCGCCCUCUGCGGACACACACACACACUUCCUCUACGGCCCGCCGGACUCCGGCACACUGGACACACAUGCACACUCGCUGGCCCAUCAGAUCCGCUCGCUGGACACACACUGGCCACUGCUGGACGAGACAGUGAUCGACGGGAUCCUGCGGGAUCUGGACGCGAUCAGACCUUUGGGGUGUGUGUGUGACGGGCUUGUGAUCAGACACUCGGGGUGUGUGUGUGACGGGGUUGCGGUCAGACACUUGGGGUGUGUGUGUGACGGCCCCUCACAGCUCCAGCACUGCCUGUACACCGCCAUACAGUAG
Molecule: messenger RNA, 2289 nt
Organism: Rhinichthys klamathensis goyatoka
Lineage: Eukaryota; Metazoa; Chordata; Actinopteri; Cypriniformes; Leuciscidae
Gene: npas4l
Product: neuronal PAS domain protein 4 like
Exons: 8
Coding region: 331-2289 (652 amino acids)
Biological process (GO): regulation of transcription by RNA polymerase II
Molecular function (GO): RNA polymerase II transcription regulatory region sequence-specific DNA binding; DNA-binding transcription factor activity, RNA polymerase II-specific; protein dimerization activity
Source: RefSeq, a predicted model, not a curated record